AUGUGGUGGAGCGGUAUUUCUAUUAUUGUGGUUACUUUCGUUGCUGCAAUAGUUCUUAUGUCUACCAUUCUUGUAUUAAACAGAAAAACGAAUGCAAUUACAACAACAACAAAAAUAUUACGAACAGGAAUAUCAGAAAAAUAUUAUAAAUCAUCUUUUCGAAUGAUGACAUACAAUAUUCGAUUUGAUACAGAUCGAGAUGGAAUUAAUCAAUGGGCUUUUCGCAAAGAUCGUGUAGCUAAUCUUAUUCGUUAUCAUGCUGCUGAUCUUUUCGGUGUUCAAGAAGCUCUUCCUAAUCAAAUGUUUGAUUUAAAAAAUACAUUGCCUGGUUUCGAAUGGUAUGGCGCAGGUCGUGAUGAUGGUAAAGAUAAAGGUGAAUUCUCUGCUGUAUUUUAUCGUAGCGAACGUUUUGAAUUACUUGAUAAAAAUACAUUUUGGUUAUCAGAAACACCAGAACGUCCUGGAAUUAAAGGAUGGGAUGCAGACGUUACGCGAGUGUGUAGUUGGGUGAAACUUCGUGAUCGAUAUACUCAUCAAAUAUUAUAUCAUUUUAAUACACAUUUUGAUCAUAUCGGAGAGAUUGCCCGACGUGAAAGUGCUCAUUUAAUUGUCGAUCGUAUAUACAAUAUAACUAAAUUUCAAGCACCAGUAAUUCUAACUGGUGAUUUUAAUACGGGACCUGAUUCUGAUCCUUAUCGUGCUAUUAUUGCUAAUUCUUCUCUUGAAGAUGCAAAAGAUCUAACAGAAAUACCACAUUAUGGUCCAAAUAGUACAUGGUCUACAUUCUUUGUUGGACAAGAGCUAGGUGAUCGAAUUGAUUAUAUUUUUGUAACAUCUCACUAUUUGAGAGUAUUACAGCAUGCAGUUUUAACCGAUUCCGAUGCUCGAUAUUAUCCAUCGGAUCAUUUUCCUGUACUUGCAGAACUGAGCAUUAAAACUCAAACUCAUAUUAACUAA
Messenger RNA from Adineta steineri, 957 nucleotides. NCBI's taxonomy places the organism in Eukaryota, Metazoa, Rotifera, Eurotatoria, Adinetida, Adinetidae. The record is from the annotation of a GenBank genome assembly.